Spodoptera frugiperda (fall armyworm) is the source of this 3399-nucleotide messenger RNA. RefSeq names its product sporozoite surface protein 2. Bases 151 to 762 code for a protein of 203 amino acids. The transcript has 19 exons. Lineage: Eukaryota; Metazoa; Arthropoda; Insecta; Lepidoptera; Noctuidae. The record is from RefSeq and is a predicted model, not a curated record.
CUUGUGUCGCUAUUUGUACAAUAUUCGCUCGCGUCGAGCAGGUUAUCGUCACGUCGGUAUAUAAGACUGUACUCUGAAAAAAAUUCGGCAUAAACUCGUUUCGUUUAACGCGUCUCUCUUCAUCUGUGAUAUUUUGUUAAAAAUAACAACAUGAGAGCUUUGUUGCUUUUCUUCGUGUUGGCGAUCUUUGCCAUGGCUUCGGCUCAGAGAGGCAAGGGCAACAACCCUGGGCAAGUUCACUUCGUGGACAAUGCAAACCCUGGCCAAGGCAGGUUAUGGGGUAAUAACAGACCGACACCCGUGCAAUUUGUGGACAACAACAACCCGGGCGGUGUGAACUUUGUCAACAACCCAUAUGACAACAACCCCGGUCAAGUAAACUUUGUGAACAGCGACCCGAAUAACCCAAGCGGCGUAAACUUUGUCAACAACGACCCUAGUAAUCCAUCUGGCGUUAAUUUCGUCAACACCAACCCUAGUAAUCCGUCUGGCGUGAACUUUGUCAACAACGACCCUAGUAAUCCAAGCGGCGUGAACUUUGUCAACAACAACCCGAGUAAUCCGAGCGGUGUGAACUUUGUCAACAACAACCCCAGUAAUCCGUCUGGCGUGAACUUUGUGAACAACAACCCCAACGACCCGUCUGCUGUGAAUUUCGUAGAUGGCAACCCUGACCAAGUUGUGAUCACCAACCCCGACCCAUUCUUCGGCCAGCCCUCAUACCCUCAACGCCCUGGUGAGUGUCUUCAGCAGACUAUUUAAACAGACCUACAAGAAAAAAUAAAUAGAUUGACAACUUUGAUGAUCAAGUGUUUACAAGCUUGUGUUGGGUUCGAUUCCCUGGCCAGGCUGAUUAUAUAUUAGGUUUUAUAUUUAGGCAGUGGUUAGGUUACUUAUUAUUAAAACAGUUGAUUAAGAUCCUUUUACAAAAACUGGUGAAAAUUAGACAUUAAAUAUAAUUUUAAUAUUAUUAUAAAUUACCCAUCUGCUGAUUAAAAGAUGCGGUCUUAUUACCAAAUACCUAUAUUUUUUUCUAAAAGCAAUUCUGUUUUGUUUCUUGCAGCCUUCCCUAGUAAGUAUAGUUCAGAAUGUAUUUAAAAAAAUCGUCUUUAUGACGUGCUAUGACAUAUUUAACUCCAUAAUUAUUUCAAAAAGGACGAUUAAUUAAUUUAGUGCCACUAAAAUCUGUGCUGGUACCAUUGAGGCAAACCUUCUCCGUGUGAGAAGAGGCUUUGGUCAGUAGUGGCCAUUAAUAGGCUGUUGAUGAUGAUGAAAAACUGUCCUAGGUACUGUAAUAUUUUAGUUUUGUAAACAAACAAAACAAAACUAAAAAGCCUUAGAGAAGCCAAACUGCUCGAAGAGUAUUUUAUACAAAACCUGCCUGUAUACGAGUUUGCUUUACGUUUAACGAAAUCGAAACGAGAGCGCUUGGCGUUCUAAUUGGCUGUCUCGAAUAGACCAACCACUCAGAACGCCGAAUACGCUAUACCAUAUACCUCACUACAAGCAGUAUUAUCGGGACUAUCAGUACAUGACCGAUAGUCCUAGUUAAGACAAAGUCUGAAACGAGUAAAAUAUCACCAGUCCAAUAAUCUGAUAUCUUAUUAAGUCUAAACGUAAAUUAAAAUUGCACGAAAUGUAUCGAGCAGGACUUUCUAACGUAGUGUUCUUUACAGACAUCUCACCUGCCUUCGUCAACCGCCCAUACCCCGGCAAGCAAUACAACAACCCCUUGGCUCGCGGCGGCAAAUGAACCACUUAAUAAGAACAACGCAUUUCACUCCAAUUACUUCUGAUUUAAAUUCAAUUUCUUCUUGUACAGUAUUUUGAUUGUACUUUCAAUUAAUUUGGUUGUCUUCUGGUUAUUAAAAUUAUGUGAAUAAACAGUAUCUCCUUGUAUUUCUACUUUUGACUUUUAUUCUUGUCUUUUUUUGAGGGGGGAUAAUCAUUUAAUGACUUCUCUCGCUUUUGGCGAGGCGAGAGGGAGUGUCAGACUUUUACUGACUAGAAACCACCCCGUUCUUAUUCCUGCUUUUCGAGCCGGAGCCCCGGUAACCUAGCAAUCCGAUUCGGCUUCGCUCGUGUGCUAUUUUUACACAUUCUUGGUCCUUUCUCCAUUUUCUAGUUUUCCUUGAGAAACGCUUUCUCUAAAACAAAUCCCGUUUAGAUUGUAGUUUUGCACUUAACAAUAAAUAUUGCGAUUGAUCUUAAUAUUUAUAGAUUGGCAUCCAAUACACAUACCUAGUAUUCAAUGCAAAUAAAUGAUUUCUAUUUCUACAUACACACAUGUUACACUCAUAGACAAACAACUUACUACCUUCUAUGAAACAAUGGCAUUUUUAAUGCCCCAGUGAUUGCACUUAUUUUCUUUCUACAUAACAUUUGUAUUUAUUUGGUAUGAGGGCUAAUAUUUUCGAACAUACUCAUAAAGAAAUUAUAGUUAAUUACAAUCAUAGAAGAUUGUCUUAAAUAAAUUCUAUGAAUAAUAUGAAAAAUGCCUCAAGCAAUUAGAAAUACCUUAAUGUUUGCCGCUCUCCGCUAAAGAGUAGAAAAUACCAAAGGCAUUGCAUAAAAACUGUACUCAGGCUUAUUUUAAUUAUAAUGCAUUGGUAGCAAGAGCAACUUUAAAAGUACCUCGACACGAGUCACGGGUUCGAUUCCUAGAAGAAAAUGCAUAUCUUGACUGCCUCGUUGGCCGAGUGGUUGCAAGUGCGACUACCUGGUAAGGGGUCUCGGGUUCGAUUCCCAAGUCGGGGGAAGUAUUGCUGGGAAUUUUCGGUUUUUCGAAAAUUUCUCAGUAGUAGCACGGGGUCUGGAAAUGUGCCCGGUAAUAGGUUUAUAUUACAUGGGACUUACAAUAUAAAUAGUGAAAAGUGAGUGUACAGUAUACAGUGGCAUUACGUGCCAUAAUGUGCGAAUGGCGCUAUAAAAAAAAUCCAUGUCAUCAAUGCUCAAAUUACCCCAAGGUUAGAGUUUUGACAGAAGGCACUUUUGAACGACAGGCAAAUAUUUUUUUUUUUAUGAAACACCCCGGUAAUCGAGCAGACGUAUUACCUGAUGGUAAGCAAUCGCCGCCGCCCAUGGACACUUGAAACUUGAAACACCAGAGGCGUUAGGCGUGCGUUGCCGGCGAAGCAUGGCUCUCCCACACUGACUAAAAUCACUCUGGCAAUCAGUCGAUUAUAUGGUACCUCAAAGAAACAGGUUCUGUGAUAUGUCAUCAUCUAUGAAUGAACGAAUGAAUAAAUUAAAUCAGCCGUGAUCGUCCCACUGCAGGGCGAAGGCCUCCCUUCCCUCCUUCUCUUAUCAUUCCGUGUUUAUUUAUGUUUCCUCUUGUUUUUCAGACAACGACCCUGCCCUUCGCGGCGGCAAAUGAGCGACGUAACACCAAAAGCCUUC